CCGGCGUGCGCCCCCGCCUCUCCCGAAGCGCCGGUCCCACGCCGCCCCUCCUUUCCCUUUCCGCUCUCUCCGCCUCCGGAAGCGCGGGCGCGCGGCGCCGGGAGCCCGUUCAGAGCCGCGGGAGUGCGCCAGCGCCGCGCGUGGGGCUGUGGUGGCCGCGGCUCUCAGGUGAGGGGCGCGCGAGCGGCUCCUGGCUCCCUGCUCGCGGGGCGCCCGCCACGCUCCUUUCCGUUCGCAUCCGUUUCCCCGCUCCGGAGCCCAGGCGGCGGCGAGUACUCGGGGUGGGUUUAACGAAGCCUGCGCCGACGGUGGGGGACCGCGCCCCCACGACAGGGGCGCCCGCGGCGGCGGGUCGCGGCGCCGCCCCACCCCGGUCCCCGAUAUAUUUUUGCCAUCAUGGAUCAGUUUGGAGAUAUAUUAGAAGGUGAAGUGGACCAUUCUUUCUUUGACAGUGACUUUGAAGAAGGAAAGAAAUGUGAAACUCACUCAGUUUUUGACAAGCAAAAUGAUGACCCAAAGGAAAGAAUAGAUAAAGAUACAAAAAAUGUAAAUUCGAACACUGGAAUGCAAACAGCAGAAAAUUAUCUUACUGAGAAAGGAAAUGAAAGAAACAUGAAAUUUCCCCCAGAACACCCUGUAGAGAAUGAUGUUACACAAACUGUAAGUUCUUUCUCAUUGCCAGCCUCUUCAAGAUCAAAAAAAUUGUGUGAUGUUACAACAGGACUUAAAAUACACGUAUCCAUUCCAAAUAGAAUUCCCAAAAUUGUAAAAGAAGGUGAAGAUGAUUACUACACAGAUGGAGAGGAAAGCAGUGAUGAUGGGAAGAAGUACCAUGUGAAGUCCAAGUCCGCUAAACCAUCUACUAACGUUAAAAAAAGCAUAAGGAAAAAGUAUUGCAAAGUUAGCCCCUCUUCCUCCUCCUCUUUAUCUUCCUCAUCUUCAGGUUCAGGUACAGAUGGUUUAGAUGCAGGGUCUGAUAGCCAUCUAUCUGAUUCGUCUCCAUCAUCCAAGAAACAUGCAUCUGGUAUAACCCUCCUGUCACCAAAACAGAAGUAUCAAUCAGGAAUAAAAUCGACAGAAGCACAGCCUUCAAGUACUACACCAAAAUGUGGCCACUACCCUGAGGAGUCUGAAGAUACUGUGACUGACGUAAGUCCCUUAUCAACUCCAGACAUUAGCCCUCUUCAGUCUUUUGAACUGGGCAUAGCAAAUGAUCAAAAAGUGAAAAUUAAAAAGCAAGAAAAUGUGAGCCAAGAAAUAUAUGAAGAUGUUGAGGAUUUGGAAAAUAAUUCAAAAUAUUUGAAAGCAGCCAAAAAAGGGAAAGAAAAACAUGAGCCUGAUGUCUCCUCAAAGUUGUCUUCAGUGUCAGACUCCAGUUUAGACUACAGACAUAAACAGAAAGUCUUACAUGACACAAUGGAUCUGAAUCAUCUCUUGAAAGCUUUUCUGCAAUUAGAUAAAAAAGGACCACAAAAACAUCACUUUGAUCAGCCUUCAGUAGCACCCGGGAAAAACUACUCUUUCACAAGAGAAGAGGUGAGACAGAUCGAUCGGGAAAAUCAGAGGCUUUUGAAAGAACUGUCAAGACAGGCGGAAAAGCCAGGAAGCAAAAGUACAAUUCCUAGAUCGGCUGAUCAUCCCCCAAAGUUAUAUCACAGUGCUCUCAACAGACAGAAGGAACAACAAAGGAUUGAGAGAGAAAACUUGGCUUUAUUGAAAAGGCUUGAGGCCGUGAAACCAACAGUUGGUAUGAAACGCUCAGAACAACUGAUGGACUAUCAUCGCAAUAUGGGCUAUCUCAACUCAUCACCAUUGUCAAGACGGGCCAGAUCCACUCUUGGCCAAUAUAGCCCAUUAAGAGGAGCUUCCAGGACAUCCAGUGCUACGAGUGGUCUCAGUUGUAGGAGUGAGCGAUCAGCCGUUGACCCCUCCAGUGGCCACCCUCGAAGAAGACCUAAACCCCCUAAUGUCCGUACAGCUUGGUUAUAAAACACUUUUUUACUUUAAACAUUGUUCACACAACUUUUCUUGAAGUGCUCGUGCAUAUUCCUAUAAUUCUCUGUGUAAACAUCUAGAAUACUGUUUUAGCAAUUGAAGGUGUACAACAGUGAGUUGUAAUGUAUUGUUAUUCAGUGCAAAAUUAUUGUCAAAAAACGAUUUAAUGUAAAAAGUGUUUCCUGAGGAUGUAUUUAUAUGAGAUGUAUGUGUUCUUAAUAGAGAAAUAGCGGUAUGCAUGUGUAUCUUCUAAUUAUAGAAAUUGAUUCAGUUGUCAUGCUGUCAAAAUAGUAGUGAUAGUAUCAUUGCAUGUCGUACCCAAGAUGGUCACUAUAUAGUUUUCAAUUUGUGUUAUUUUCAUUUCUUUGUAAGUGUUAUACCAUGAGUUCAGCUCCUAAAUUUGGCUGGCUUUGUUUUUCAUUUGCUUUAGAACUUAUGUGGCAUGACAUAGCUCGAUUGUAUGAGAUUUAACACUUAUUAUGAAACAAAUCUUGAAAUUUGUUUUCACUGGUAGAGCUGAUCUAGAUUUGAUGAGCAGGUUGAGAGACGCUGCUAUUGGAGCAAUUCUUGUAAUUAACCAGAGGUAUCUAGUUAUUGUAUAAGUGCACUGAGUUAGAUCUUAAAAGUUUGAUCAAUCAUUCCAAACCAUUUCAAAUAUGAAUAUUAGAAAGUUCAACUUAGAAGCUUCCCUUUUGUGUUUUCAUGCAUUCAGGUAAAGUCCUAUUUAUGACUCUUAGAAAUGAGGUAGGUUUUAGAGCUAGUCUUCUAACUCGUGAAUAGUUUAAGGACCACAUCAGUUGCAAACCAAGUAUUUGUUGAAUCAGUAAAAUGGCACUAUCAGCAUGAAGAGCCGAGAAGCAGAUCCUGAGGUGUGUCGGACAGUGUUUUAGGUAAUUCAGUAUUUAUUAUGUUAUUAGAGAAGACUUAGCGUAAGAAAGAAAUGCUUUAGAAAUUCCAGCAAGUAUUUAUAAGGCCUGAAAAAACUAAAAUUUGAACAAAAAGGGAAAUAAAUCACACAUUUGUUGAGGCUGCUGCUUUAAAUAUUAGCUAAUUUUCUUGUUUUGGUUUACUUUGAUUUAUUUGAUUGAACGCUGGAAGUAUUAUUUUUACCAGUCCCACAUUUAAAGACCUAGUAAUCUUGAUGGAAUUGGUAAUGGCAGAUAGGGUUUAAUGUUGUUGACUUUUCAAAUUAGAAUUUUUUUUCUAUCAAACUUAGGCUUUUAUAUAACAAAGUAUGUUAUCUGAUUGUUACUACCAUUUUUCACUACUAGCCUUUUCAGUAUGCCCUUAAAAUGUAUUGGAAAGGUUCCAUGUUAAAUGACAAAUAUCUUUUUUCAGUAUGAAUUUUUGAUCUGUAGCCACAAUAAGAUUUUCGUUUUUCAGUGCUCAGGCUCUGUAGCAUGUAUGCUGAAUGCUUUUUUCCUUAGCACCUUUAACAGUAAGGUGUUACUGCAUUUUACAAAACAUCAAUUCAACAUGUCUUGGAUUUAGUUUGUAUUCAUAGAUUUUGUUAAGGAUCAGGCCUGUGAACAUGGGCGCAGUGAGGUUAAAUAAUUCACGUGGCCACAACCUGGCUUUGAGGUUCUGCUUUUGGGGGCCAUAAUUUUCAUUCAAUGUUAUUCGAUGCUGUGUUCUGGUGAACAAGUUACUAUACUUGCUGUGUAUAUAAGCUUGAGCUAUACUAAACCAAGGCUUUAUUUUCUUUUGUUUUUUAACUUACUGUACUUUUACUGUUUAUAUAACCUAUAUUUCAAGAGAGAGAAGAUAAUGCUGAAUUUUAAAUUUAGCAUUUGAACAUCUGUCCAAUAGUGAAUUAACCAGUUUUUUUAAAAUUGAUUUUUAAGUUGUUCCAGAAAAAAUAUAUAUAUGUUUUAUAUAUAUAGUCUUUUUAUAUAUAUAAAAAAUCUUUUUUAUAAAUUUUAUUUUAAAAAUCUUUAAAAAAAGAUUUUUUUAUAUAUAUAAAGAUUAUAUAUUUAUAUAUAGUCUUUUCUGUUCGUAAUGGCAUUAGUCUCUGAGUACAUUUUAUAUUAUCUUUGCUGCCACAUGUCAGGAUACAACACAAUAGUUUUAUAAAUAAAAACCGUACUUUGAUUUUAGGUACUAACUUAAUGCUUUAGUUUUUACUACUUUGAAAGGGGAGGUUCAUCUAAGUAUUACUGAUAACAGGGAUCCAACUUAAAGUAAAAGUUGGAAAGGGCAACAGUCUUUUAAGCGGAACUUCAAUUCUGUUGUCAUGGUUACUUAUAUAUAAUGAAUAUAAAUAGACAAAUAGGAGUUGGAAAAUGUGGUAUAUUCUAAGUCAAGAUGCUAUGAAGUUGUUAUAGUUUAAGGGACAUUCUUAAGAAGGAAUUAGUUAAGUAUAUUACUCUUCUCGUUUUCAAGGACAUGAAAAAGUAAAGGAUGGCCCGGCACUAUUUUAUUUUAUUUUUUUUUUGACUUGUACUGAAUAUAUGUACUUUGAAGAUUUACAUCUAUAACUAGAAAGUAUGCUAAUCCGAGAUCUGGUUAUUAGGCCAGAUUCUUGUUCAGUUAUUUUUUAAACUAAUGUUGCCUCCUUUUUAGUAAGAUUCUACGAAAGUUUUUUAACCAUUAAAGUUAUUUCUUAAGGGGUAGCUCUUAUACUUCCUCUACUCUCUUUUUCAGUUUCCAUAAAAAGCUGUUUUCUUAGCUAUUACUCCAAAUAAAGUUCUUUGGUUUGCUUAAAAAUGUAGUGUAAUGCAGUUGUUUUCUCCCCGCUAACCCGAGUGUCCACAGUAGAUAUCGAGACAGCUUUAGGAAGGUGACGGUCAUGGGUAAGUGACGGCUGUGCCUGUCAUCUUCAGAUUCUUCAAAUACUGCAAACUAUGAAACAUGUUAAGACCAAUAUAAACCCAAAGAUGUGAGUUGAUUAUACUUUAAUAAUUACAUUCAUAAAAAGUUUACUAUCUUCAAUGCCAAAAAAGUCUUAACCUAUAAAUGAUUAUAUACAAUCUUAGAAAAUGUGCUUAACAGUUAUAGCUUCUUUAUUUCUAUGAGGAAAGAUUAGUAAGAAACUUAAAAUUAACAUCCUUUUAAGAUUUUCUGUUCCAUUUUAAUGUAUUUUAGGCAUUUAGAACUAGCCUGGCAUAAUGAAGAAAGAAAUAAAAGAAUUAAAGAUAACUGAGUUUUGAUCCUAUGUUUAUCUCUAAAAUGGGCUGUCUUGUUCCAAUUUUCAAAAUUAGAAUAAUUUUUACGUGCCUUACAAGACCAAGAAUUAGUAGGAAUAAAGUUGGAAGGAUGAUGUCAGUUAUUUCUGUCUUUGAAAGUAUUUACAUGGAAAAGAGUUUGCUUAAAAUUAUAUUCUUCAUCAGAAUUUCUUUAAACUACAUCAUCUAAUUGCUUCUAUAAAAUUGUUAUGGUACUACAAUACAGUGGACACUCUUACAGCUUAAAGAAAUGGGCUUUUUGUUGAUGUUGUUGUUGUUUGUAUUUUUGAGAUGGAGUCUGGCUCUGUCACCCAGGCUGGAGUGCAGUGGCAUGAUCUUGGCUCACUGCAACCUCCGCUUCCCAGGUUCAAGCGAUUCUCCUGCCUCAGCCUCCUGAGUAGCUGGGACUUCAGGCACACGCCAUCAUGCCCAGCUAAUUUUUUGUAUUUCUAGUAGCGAUGGGGUUUCGCCAUGUUGGCCAGGCUGGUCUCGAACUCCUGACCUCAAGUGAUCCGCCUGCCUCAGCCUCCCAGGUUUACAGGUUUACAGGAUUACAGGUGUGAGCCACCGCGCCCGGCCAGGAAAUAUUUUUUAAAAGGAGUCAUGUACGUCAUGUACAUUGAUGUACAUGAAAUGUACGUCAACAUUUCAUAUGUAUUCUAUAUAAUAAACACACUAAAGCUUGCUGCAAAACAUCAGUUUAGGAAUUUUUUAUGAGGGUUUAAUAAAACUAGCGCCAUUGGAAUAAAUUCCCGAGUAGCCCCUGCAGUAGCGUAUCUGAGCUCUCAACAGCAAAGGGCAAGAAUGCUAGAGCAAAUAGGAUUGUGUUAUGGCAGAAAAUUUUAUUUGAUUUUUCAGUUCUGGUGAUGGAAUUUUAAUUCAUUUUAAUUCAUUUACAGAUAUCUCUGGAGCCACCAUAAUAGACUCUUAAGAUUCUGGUAAAUCCAGAUGGAGUCUUGCUCUGUCGCCAGGCCGGAGUGCAGUGCUGCGAUCUCAGCUCACUGCAACCUCCACCUCCCAGGUUCAAGCGAUUCUCUUGCCUCAGCCUCCUGAGUUGCUGGGACUGCAGGCGCCCGCCACCAUGCCCAGCUAGUUUUUGUAUUUUUAGUAGAGAUGGGGUUUCACCAUGUUGGCCAGGAUGGUCUCGAUCUCCUGACCUUGUGAUCCACCCGCCUCCUGACCUUGUGAUCCGCCCUCCUCGGCCUCCCAAAGUGCUGGGAUUACAGGUGUGAGCCAUCGCACCCGGCCUGAUUAACAUUUUUCUUCCAUGUCUGUAUCAUGUCCUGUCUGUUCUUCAAAACACAUUACUUAUUUUCACUGCCAUCAUUCUAAUCCAUGCCUUCAUCACAUCACAUUUGCAUUACUAAAAUAAGCUUUUAGCUAGAAAAAGCUGAUGAAACACUGACUUAAGAUUAUAUGUUAUGUGGUUUGUUACUUAAGUCACGUCUCACAUAUUUUUAGUCUGUUUUACUUUCCUAAUAAAAGAAAGCCCCUGAGAGCAAGGAC
Gorilla gorilla gorilla (western lowland gorilla) is the source of this 6665-nucleotide messenger RNA. RefSeq names its product cilia and flagella associated protein 97 (gene CFAP97). Gene Ontology annotation, biological process: spermatogenesis. The transcript is spliced from 6 exons. The record is from RefSeq and is a predicted model, not a curated record. Bases 397 to 1989 code for a protein of 530 amino acids. Lineage: Eukaryota; Metazoa; Chordata; Mammalia; Primates; Hominidae.